This is a messenger RNA of Ceratosolen solmsi marchali, 3181 nucleotides long. It is a transcript of the gene MED24, whose product is annotated as mediator complex subunit 24. The coding region runs from base 166 to 3135 and encodes 989 amino acids. The transcript has 11 exons. Gene Ontology annotation, biological process: positive regulation of transcription initiation by RNA polymerase II. Gene Ontology annotation, cellular component: mediator complex. The record is from RefSeq and is a predicted model, not a curated record. NCBI's taxonomy places the organism in Eukaryota, Metazoa, Arthropoda, Insecta, Hymenoptera, Agaonidae. Gene Ontology annotation, molecular function: transcription coregulator activity.
UAAUGACUGCUUGAAGCUUCAAAAAUCCCAGUAUGGGUUAGGGUUUCAAGAUUUCAUACAUAAGUAACAAAAGCAGUUCGACGUACAUAUACAUAUUACACAUGGCGUAAAUAAAAUUAUUUGGGUUUAUUAAUUAUCAUUGUGUGCAAUCUGAUUACAGAAGCAAUGGAAAGUAAAGUAACGAGUAAAACCAGUAGUUUGAAAGCACUGUUACUUAGAGCUUGGCGAGAAAGAUGGAGCGAUCUUCAAUGGGGAAUUAAUAUUAAGACUAUUUUACCUAGAGGAGUAAGUGGCGAUGUACAUAAUUUAGCUGACUGCAUAUUGCAGCAAGCCUUAGUUGGUCCAGGACCUAAUGAAUUAGUACUUUCAUAUCUUAAACAUUCACUUUGUUCUCAACUAGUAUCAUAUGCAGCUGUACUUCAAAGGAUAAGCAAAUAUGAUGCUUUUCACAAGCCACACUGCAUUGUCAGUUUAUUAGAAUUUUUAUCAAUGAUAUAUGUUGGCAUAACUUGUCGUGGUAAACCAGAAGAAGAUCUUUUAGCAGCGGCAAGUCUUUCAAUUGUAUAUUGGUUAUUACAAUGCUAUAAUUAUGCUAUAACCAAAGCACCUCAGGGCAGCCCUUUAACUCCACAACCUUUUGAACUUAUGAAUAAGCCAGCACACUUAUUAAAAGAGCUGUUAGCUUCAGAUUUUAUUUGUGCUAUGUUAUACUCUGCUAAGCAUGACAAUAAAGAUUUAUAUAUAGAUAUUGUAAAAAAAUGUCAAGAAAUAGAAAAGGAACAACAAAAAAGUAAUAUUAAAUGUUUGAUACCAAUAGAAAAUUCUCUUAAAAAACUUUGUAAUUUAGAAAUAGAUAAUAUAGUUUCAAAAUUUGUGAAAGUUGAUGCAGAACCUAUCACUUAUUGUUUACAACCUUUAUUAGCAGUUCAAAAUUUGGUUAACCCUAGCACAGAAACAUCUACUUACAUAAAUCAGUUACAUUUGAUUCAAAGAUUAAAGAACUAUUCUAAUGCAAGACUAUACUGUGAAGUCAUUCGUGCAUGUAUGAUGUGUUUACACGAUGUCACAGGAACUUUCAAAGAAUCACAUUGGGGAGGAUUUACAGUUUUGAAAUUGCCUCAAAUUUUGAAGGAUCUCCAUGCAAGUAUGUUAAAAGGAGAAAACGAGAGUUUUGAAUAUUCUCAAGAUGUGAUUGAUGCUUUUGAGUUGCUACUUAGAUAUACACCACUUUUAGAUAAAAUGGACAUUAUAUGUGCUGGAAAUAGUAUUGAGUUCUUAUUAAAUGAAUUACAUAAAGUAAACUUGGUUACAGAAAAACAAGCUAAGCAUAUAAGUAGUAGAAGAGAUGGUUUACUAACAACUUUACAAAAAUUUGAUUCACUCAAUAUCAGUUCAUCAAUUCGCACUGUAAUAAUACGAGCAGAACCAACUUUAGCAGGAUUUUUAAAAACUCUUAAUGCUGAAUAUACAAAAAUCCAAGAUGCUUUAUUGAGUAUGCUUUGUCAAGUAUUGACUGGAAAUAGUUUUGAAUUAAUGUUAUCAGUGGCAACUGUAGAAGGAAAAAUGAAAAUUUUUGUUUCUAGGUUAAUUAAAUGUAAUGAAUGUAGUAAACAAAUUAAUGAAGUACCUGGAAAAACCACAACUCGUGCUCUAUUAUUUGAAAUUUCAUUUUUAAUGCUAUGUUCUAUAGUUCAAACUUAUGGUCCUGAUGUGGUAUUGGAGGAAGGUGGCGAUUCAUUUUUUGAACAGUGGAUGCGUGAAUGUAUGCCCCUGAAGGAUAAGCCAAAAUCUCCGUAUAAGAUGCUUCAAAACAUUGAUUCAACGAAAGUUGAUUUACUUUUGGCGCAAACAAAUUCAGUCGAUCCAGACCUGAAAUCGAGUAAUACCAAGUGGCAUGUAGCCUGUCAAUCAGCAAUGGGUGUCGCCAAGGAGCUUCUUUAUGCCUGGGAGAGUGGGGCAUUAAGCGCUGCAGAUGUUAAAAGAUCACUAAAUGGGCUCAGGUCCUUCUCUUGCUGCUUACCAGUUUGCGCAGCGGCUUGGCUCUGCACUUAUAUGAGCAUAACUCAUCAAGAUGCACUACUCAAACCUAUGAAUAUGGUACAACAAUUUCUGACUCCAAUAGCCAGUGAUGAGAUGCAGGAUAAUUUUAAAGAAAGAUCGAGUUUAAUGUUUCAAAUAAUUCGUAAAAUGCAGUAUGAAAUUCAUCCACCAACUCAAUCAAAAACAAAAGUGUUAUCUGUAUCUCACAGUAUAAUAUCAAAAUUUCCAAUUCUGGAACAACUGCAACAAAUUUGGCAAGGAAUUUAUCAACGUGGUUGGAUAAAUAUACAAGCCACACAAUCUUUAGAAUCUUUAUUAAAAACUGGAGGUCCCUUAUGGUUUGUUUCAAAUUUAGUUAAAGAGUUGUUAAAAAUUCAGUAUCAAGAAGAGCUUGAUCGUUCUUUAGAUUUAAUUUUUGCAAUUUUACAUCUUGAUAUUGAAAAUUGUACAUUAGAUUUAAUAAAUCAUGUAUUACCACAAUAUUUAUACAAUUCAUUACAAGGGAAAAAGUUAGUUGAACCACAGUCAUCAGCUCUUGCAAAACUUUGUGUGUAUUGCAUCUUUUCAACUUUAGAAUAUAAUAAUAAUAAUAAUCCACAGCAAGUAAAUAAUCGUAAACGUAUACGAAAAGAUAUAGAUACUGAAGACAUGGAUAUUGGAAUGCCGGCAACCAAAAUUUUACGACUAAAUGAAGCUACCAAUUCAAAUCCAAUAUUUAGUUCAAAUCCAGCUCAAAUUCAAGGAAUGAUAAAUGGACAGAAAUGUAUUGUUCUUCGAGAACCUUUGCUUACUACAUUAAAUGGAUUAUUUACAAAUUUUAAUUUUUUGGCUGGCAGAAAUGGUGAAGUUUCUCAGCAUACUCACUUCAUAUUACAAUUUUUACAGUUAACAGUUCAAUGUGGAAAAGAUAGAGCACGUAUUAUUCUUCAAAAAAUGCCUCAAUCAUUGGUACCUAAUUUGCUGAAAGCGUUACCAGAAUUUUUUACAACAGACUUGCUCCUUAGAUUAUAUGAUAUUCAAACUAUAAUGGGUCGCAAAGCUAUUGCCAGAGACUUAUGUUUGUUACGUAACAUACAGUUGAAACCAACGAAAUGAUAUAUAAAAUUUAAUUUUAUUACUUAAAAUGCUAAAUACAAAAAUG